Molecule: messenger RNA, 1518 nt
Organism: Lycium barbarum (goji berry)
Lineage: Eukaryota; Viridiplantae; Streptophyta; Magnoliopsida; Solanales; Solanaceae
Exons: 2
Coding region: 253-1107 (284 amino acids)
Biological process (GO): microtubule-based process
Cellular component (GO): dynein complex
Molecular function (GO): dynein light intermediate chain binding; dynein intermediate chain binding
Source: RefSeq, a predicted model, not a curated record
AUUUCUCCGCAAGCGGCGCACUUUAGGUGGAAAACCAGAUCUAAGGCUCAACUCUCACAGGUCCCAAUCUAGGGAACUAGUUGUACACUACUUGAACCCCACCCCUUCAUUUCUACACAUUCCCCAACAUAAUCACCCUUCACCACCCCCAUUAAAUUACACUAUUUCUCAUUUCUCUUUUCCCUUUCAUUUCUAGUUAUCCCCAAAAUAAGGCCUUAGCUGCACAGACCCUCCAAAGACUAGAGUUUUUCAAUGGAUCCCACCCUCAAAAAGCAACCUAAACCUACCCCUUUCUCAGCCACCAUCUCCACCACCAACACUAAACCCCACCACCCAACAGAUCCCACUCUCUCCUCACCCACUGUCCAAAACAUCUCUACUCACUUCUCUAAGCUCUAUGCAAACCACAAAAUACUCAAAUCUGGUCAUAGUAGACAUCCUCCUGUUGACACUCAUUUACAGGCCAAAACUCUUGCUGCUGCUAACACUGUUUUUGAUUCCUCUUGCUCUGCUUUGACCAAGUCAAAGAGCCAACAUAUGGGGAGGAGAUAUGUGGUAGAUGGGCAGAAAGAUAUUGAUAAAGCUAUUGUCUUGCACGAAAAAGGUGAAAUCAAGAAAGUACCUAAAAAGGAGAAGGAGUUGAAGAAAGAGGUGGAUGUUAAAAGGGCAUUAGCACUGUUAUCCAAGAGUCAAGAUAGUGAACAGUUGAAGGGGUUUCAACAAGGGGUUGGUGAUAAUAAGAUCAAAAGGACAUAUUUUUCUAGGAGGAAAUCAUUCAGCUGCACACAGGCUGAGUUGGCUGAUUUCUUCUCUUGCAAUGGUGUUAAAGUUGUGUCUGUGGAUAUGCCACCAUUUAUGCAGAUUCAUGCUGUAGAUUUUGCAAGAAAAGCUCAUGAUAGCUUGGAAAAGUUCUCAUCCAAAUCCCUUGGAUUUUCCCUCAAAAAGGAGUUUGAUGGGGUCUAUGGACCAGCAUGGCAUUGUGUAGUAGGGACCAGUUUUGGUUCUUUUGUCACACAUUCAGUAGGUGGUUUCAUCUAUUUCUCCAUGGAUCACAAGCUAUAUGUACUCCUAUUCAAGACUACCGUGCAAAAAGCAGAAUCAAGUUGAAAUCUUGAGGUGAAUUUUGUUUUAGCAUGGGGAAAUUUUUGGAAAAAGAAAUUUGCUAUCUAUCUUUGUAGUUCUGUACAUUAGCUUUAGCUUUAGCUUUGUUAAAAAAGCAAGGUAGUUUCUAUAGACCACCACGGCCCCUCAAAAUCAGCACCCUAUCCCUUUAACUGUCCCCUAAAAAAUUUAGCCCUCCAAAGAAGGGAGUACUGAUUAUUGGAAUACUGAGAAACAAAUUGUACACUGUUGCUAGAGAGAGUAGAUAAAGUAUUUAAUGGUGGUGUCCAUUGAGUGAUUGAUGCCUACUAGUAAAUGGACCAUCAAGGGUUCACAUGGCAUAUAGCUCUUUGUACUUGUGGAAUUAAAGAGGACAAGAGCUGUUCAAUGAAUUUUUGACUAUUUCCUCUCUAGUUA